AUGGAAUCUGUCAAUGAAACUGAUUCUGGACUUAGAGUUAGUGAUGAUUGUAGCUUCGUAUAUGGUUUUGGAUAUGAUGAGUACAAUGAUGAUUAUAAGGUAGUUUGUGUGCGGCACAGAUUUCUCAUUCUGGAGGAUCAUGUUGUGGUCAAAAUAUAUAGUCUAAAGAGCAAUUCUUGUAGUAGUAUGGAUGAUAUUCCGGAUGUGGUGCGAUUGAUUAAACCAUGUAAAUUUGUAAAUGGGAAGCUUCAUUGGACUGGGGUGCUUAGUUGGGCUAAUAAUAUUUAUGGUGGUUUUCAUAAGGACUGGAACAUCGUUUCUAUUGAUUUGGCUGAUGAGAAAUGGGGAGAGGUGGAACAGCCUCGCUAUGGAGAAGAAGACUUUUCUUUGAAUCUUGAAGUGUUGGGAAGUGAUCUUUCUGUGUUAAGUAACUGCAUGAAAAACUAUACAGAAAGUCAUACAGAAGUGUGGGUUAUGAGAGAGUAUGGAGUUAAAGAGUCUUGGACAAAAAUGUAUACAAUCAAAAAUCGCGGUGAUAAUCCAAAGGAUGAAUCUAUCAGAUAUCCAAAGGUUACCAACUUUGGUUCCUGCGAUGCAGUGAACAUCUACGUUGAAAGCCUAGUUUGUGCCCCUCUUUUUGGAACGAACAAAGCACAAAGCAAGAAUAAAGGCAGCUGA
Molecule: messenger RNA, 678 nt
Organism: Capsicum annuum
Lineage: Eukaryota; Viridiplantae; Streptophyta; Magnoliopsida; Solanales; Solanaceae
Product: F-box/kelch-repeat protein At3g23880-like
Exons: 2
Coding region: 1-678 (225 amino acids)
Source: RefSeq, a predicted model, not a curated record